CGUCGCCUUUUUCUUUAUCUUUAUUUACUCCCCCCUCACUCUACAAGUGGGAUACCGCCGAUUUUACCAACCCCCGGAGGAUAUAGAUGAACGGAGCUGUGUGAAUCAAAUUUAGUACAAAAAAUUGGUCGCCAAAAAAACCCUUCCCGACACGAACAGGACAGACGGUCUACCGAGGUUAUAUAAGGAUUCUUGUUUGCGAAACCAAAAGAUUGUCCCAAGUACAAAGCAUCGUUAAACACCGCCCGUAAAAAGCCCCCAAGCAUCAUGUCGAGUCAGGGGGGCCCGAAAAAGCCCAACGAUGGGAAGCAGGAAGGAUUCUCGAAGUAUCUUCAUCGUAUGAGAAUGGUGUUGAGAAAGGGCUCGGCUUCGAGGGCCGAAUCUGUGUCCGACUUGCAGGAGACUACUAGUGGAGGGUCUGAACCGGCCAAUCCGAAAGCCGCGGCCCCUACCAAAAUUCCUGCUGCUGUUCCCAAGAUCAACCCCGCUCCAGCGAAGGAAACUGUCGCCCAUCAUGCUAUUGAGCCGACCGUUUUUAAGCAUUGGGGCGCCAUCCAGGAGGAAAAAGCUCGCGCUCUGUUCGCCAAGUAUGGGCUGACCCUUGAGCCCGGAGAAUGGAAAUCGCCUACCGAUGUAUCCGUCCAACGUGUGGCCAAACCGAUCCGUAUGAGAGUUCGCCGUACCUGCCACCGCUGCCAGACUACGUUCGGUCCCGACAAGCUUUGCACCAACUGCCAGCACGUCCGUUGCAAGAAGUGCCCCCGAUACCCCGCGGCUAAGUCCCAUGAUCAUACAGAAACUGCCCUCCAGACCAUACUCUCUCAGAAGGGCAAGGAGCCGGCCGGUGUACAGCGCAAGGCCAAGGAACCCCCGCUUACAAUCCCAUCACGCACCGGCGGCCAGGAUCUUGUGCACAAACAAACCAAGCAGAGAGUGCGCCGCACCUGCCAUCGUUGCUGUACGACCUUCGAAGCGGGUGCUACGGAGUGCCUCAGUUGCAAACACACCCGGUGCAAGAAAUGUCCUCGAGAGCCGGCCAAGUUACACAAGUAUCCUGAUGGUUACCCUGGAGAUGCGGAACCCCCAGUGGAACCCCCAGCACGGACUUGGAGAAAGGCCCGUCAAAGGGUGCGGUACACUUGUCACCAGUGUUCGACCUUGUAUCAGUCCGGGCAAAAGAUAUGCUCAAACUGUGGUCAGGAGAAAGGCCCACAAACUAUACGAGACCCGCCCAAGAAACGAAAGCCAGAGCCAGACCCUGAGGUUGUCAGACGGGUGGAAGAACGAUUGGCCAGGGCUACGACCAGCGUUGGUUAGGAAUGCGACUGGUCUCAAACACUCGUACAGCGCUGGCAUGUUUCGACGAAUUCUCUUUUCACUCUUUCCAAUUGACAGCAGCCCUAUUGAUUUCCACUCCUUUCUGACU
Messenger RNA from Aspergillus alliaceus, 1426 nucleotides. RefSeq lists its product as uncharacterized. The coding region runs from base 268 to 1317 and encodes 349 amino acids. The transcript is spliced from 4 exons. NCBI's taxonomy places the organism in Eukaryota, Fungi, Ascomycota, Eurotiomycetes, Eurotiales, Aspergillaceae. The record is from RefSeq and is a predicted model, not a curated record.